GUGGCAUAGCUCAGGUGAGUGAAGAAGAAAAUCUCGAACAGGAAGUAGGUGGAUUGUGUUUUUGUGGCGUUAACGAAAACAAAGGCAAAGGAAGAUGCCGGAGAGUGGAAGACACCAUCAAAGGAGUGAUGUGUCUGCACAGUACAAGAGCAGGGAUUAUUCUCACAGUGGAGGAGACUCUGUACACCAUAGCCAAAGCCGCAACCAAAGACCAAGACAUGUGAAAGAGAUGAGUUCUGCUGGUGAGAGGAGGGUCAAAGAAAACAGACACAGAGAGACGAGAAGUGCCCCUCAAAAAGAGCCACGUGCUUACAGAGGUCAUGGCCACGAAGAACCCUCAAAACUGUACAGGGGAACAUCAGAGUAUCACUCUGGAAGAGAGUAUUAUGAGCAACAACACAGGCAGGCCCUGUACAAUCUCAGAUACAUCUUCACUGCCAGAGGUCUCUGCCAGCUCAUGGCGUUCUCUGCAAAUCUGCUGCUAAUAAUCUGUGCCGGAGUGCCAUACAGCAACAACGGGGGUUACCGUGACCUGGCCAGCCUUGGCGGAAUCUACUACUAUCAGUUUGGAGGUGCCAAUGCCUUCACUGGGGCCGAGGCAGACAGGGUGAAAGAGCUAGAUCAACUGUUCCAUCAGCUCAAACGCCCUCCGUACAUUUUCACAAUGGUCGUUGGUGGGGUUUUAAUGAUCUACUCCUGUGCCAUGUUUGCCCUGGGAAUUUUCAGAGUGCCUUACCGCUGGCCCCCCGUACUGCUGGCGGAGGCUGUGCUGAAUUUUCUGAUAGGCUUGGGUUAUAUCCCUAUGCUUGCAUUCUACUUUAUUAAACUACAGGAAACUUACAACGAUCCCAUCUGUAAGGAGAGAGAACAAAUGUACAAAAGCAAAGGGCACAAGGGCUUUGAGUGUCAGUUCAAUGGUGCAGAUAUCUCCGGAGGACUCUUUGGAGUGGUGGGGGUGUUUGUUUUCAUUUUUGGUGCAGUGUUAGCUGUCAGAGCUUUCAGGUCAGUGCGAGAACUUAAGAAGCAAAAUACAAAUGAGGACAAUAAUUUUUAAAGUGUCUUUUAAUGCCUUUGAACAAAAGACGAACUAAGUAAAAAUCCCUGAUGAGAAGUUUUUUUUCUUUGACUCUUAUUGUUACCUCUGUAUGAACUUGUAAUCCAUUUUAAAACUUUUUUUAUUUAACAUAUUAGAAUGCUUUUAUUUUCCUGAUAUUUCUUCCUUUUACAUACGUUUUUAUCAUGUCAUAUUUUCUAUGAAUGUUAAGUCAUAAUAAACUACUGCAACUGUG
Melanotaenia boesemani (Boeseman's rainbowfish) is the source of this 1289-nucleotide messenger RNA. It is a transcript of the gene marveld3, whose product is annotated as MARVEL domain containing 3. The transcript is spliced from 4 exons. Gene Ontology annotation, cellular component: membrane. The record is from RefSeq and is a predicted model, not a curated record. The coding region runs from base 95 to 1054 and encodes 319 amino acids. NCBI's taxonomy places the organism in Eukaryota, Metazoa, Chordata, Actinopteri, Atheriniformes, Melanotaeniidae.